Wyeomyia smithii (pitcher-plant mosquito) is the source of this 2939-nucleotide messenger RNA. RefSeq lists its product as uncharacterized. Bases 249 to 2939 code for a protein of 896 amino acids. The transcript is spliced from 3 exons. NCBI's taxonomy places the organism in Eukaryota, Metazoa, Arthropoda, Insecta, Diptera, Culicidae. The record is from RefSeq and is a predicted model, not a curated record.
AAAUAGCCAACUGUUGGUAAGCGAACGUGAAAAGUUGUUGAUUGCGAUACAGCAAUUUAUAGUGCCAACGCGAAGAUAAUCACGUUGGACAACGUUUGAUAGGAAAUUAUAUAAAUGUUAUAACAUGCAAUGUUCUAGGUUGGAAAUAUUUUACAGUAAGAAGAGAUAACGGUUUAUACGGAUUAGCUUGCAUCAACUUGAAAAAUUAUUGAGGACUAAACCCAAGUGAAACAAGAAUAACUGAAACGAUGAAAGCUGUCAACCAACUCUCAGAUGAUAAACAAAAUGUUUCGCCACCCGAUGACAUGCUUCCCGAGGCGAAAAAGCGUUCGGGAACUAUAGAAGGAAUGGACGGAUUUUCGUUCGAAAUCACAAUACUCACACUCGUGCUGCAUCGAGCGAAAGAGAAAAAGCUAAGCUCAUUCCGCAUGGCCGCCAACAUGGAGGGAAUCGGGGCCUGUGACGAUGUGGUGUUUUUAGAUUACUCUGAACCACGCUGGGGUCUGUUUCUGCAAGCCAAACACACGAAGAAAUCAAUCACGCACGAGACGCUGAUGCAAAGGACUGGCGAUUUUAGUCUCAGUAAAUAUCUGGAUAGUUUUCAGAAAGUUAAGAGUAAGUUCAAAGGCAUAAACGUGACUUGCAUUUUGUAUAGCACCGGUGGUUUUGACAGAAAAUUGAGCAUGAUAGAAAACGAUAUGAAUCGAUCAUCAAUUUUCAGGGAUCGAGCAUACAAUUUAGAUGAUUUAAUUUCAACCGGAACUAGGGGUACAAAGUUUCAGUUGAGUAAAGAAUCUUACGAGGAUAGUUUGAUGGAAGUCGCUGCUGAACCGCGUAUUCAAAAUCUGGCGAAUAAAGUUAUUGAGCUGGCUUUUAACGAAAAUGGUUUGCUAGAUAACAGUGUUGACGAAUACCAGUUUCUAUUAGCCAAAGAGGUGAUAGAUAUUAAAACGAAAGAAAUCAAACCCGAUUUUUUUGAAAAAACUGAACCAUUGUGGUUACUAUUCAGGGAAACUAUGGAGAAAAAAAUACUGUUAGAAUCACGAUCAAUUUUAGAACCUAGUAAAAAAAUUGAACUGCUUGAAGACAUAAUCGAAACACAGUCAGUAGAAUCUAUAAGUAAAGUAAUCAAAUUAGAGAUCAGAUAUAAACCGGACAGGGAAAGACUGGAAUUAAUCACAAAGAGCCAAAAGUGGCCCCAGCAGUUCCGAAAAAAAGUGUCAGAAAUUGAGAAACGAUUUGAAACCUUACCAUUUAAAAAGGCAACAAUUGAUCACGCAUUUGAGCUAGCGGGCAUUAUUCGCUUAAAAUCGCUUAAGUUUGAACAUCUUCCCAAAAAUUUUGGCGAAAUUGAUAGUGUUUCGUGGGAGGACAAUGAACAAUUGGUAGAAUUGGUAGCACAGUUCAAGAAAGUGAUUGACAGCACCGAAGUGAGACUCUCUCAACUGCUAGUUGGUGUUAAAAUGAAUAGAAUCUUUGGGUUGGUAGACAGUUUGCUAAUUAUGGACAGAGAAAGUAAAUCUUUUAAAUUUAAUCUUAAUUCAGAGAAGUGGGAACCGUUUUUUAAAGUUUUCGACCAAGAUUCAAAGAGAAUAGAAAACGUUCGAUUCGUGAAUGAUGUUAUAGGUUUUACCUUGACUAACAACAUCGAUCGGGAACUGGUAAACGAAUUUCUCGAAUACCUGUGGAUUUACGUUGAACAGCCUAAAGUAGAUGAGUUAAAGAAAGAAUUGAGCAUCGAGAUAUCUAAAAACUGUUGUGGAUUUGCUGAUUUACACUUGAAUUCUGAAGAUGACUCAAUUUUGCGGUACGUUCACAAGCAGGUUCAACAAUGGUGGAAAAAUCCUAAUGGAGGAUGGUUAACCAAUGAUCACCAAUUUUUCGAAGAGGCAAUUCUGACUAUUUUGAAUGGUCUCUUCAACGAGCGAAAUCAAAGUUAUAAAGCACUGAAGUUUGGAAGCGAGGCCAUGAAUGAUUUGAAACCAGAUUGUUUUGCGAAAGGUGUUUUCAACAUUGUAACUAAACAUUCUUUAAUUGUAAGCUCGAAAUUAUCACAACUUUACGAGGAGCAAACAAAUUGCUAUUUCAUCGAUUGGGAUAUAGUAAAAUCCCGCGGUUGCAUCAAUAAUUUGAAAAAGGUGAUUGAAAGUUACGUUCACAAUUCGAAAGAUAAAUCUUCAAAAAUAAUAAUAGUCAUUGAUAGUAAUGCAGAUUUUACAUUGGAUUGCUCGUCACUUACAAAGUGUAUUCUAAUAAGCAGAAAUAAAAUUUUACAAAAUACAAUUACUGAUAAUUUAAACGGUUUGGUAGACUUAACACUAGAAUCGCAAGACCGAAUUUUAACGAACGGAACGAUAAACUUUCAGAAUGAGAAAGUUUCUCUCAAACAGCUCAUAACGACUGAAGAACUUAAAAGGGCAAUCGAUACAACAACACUUUCAAUGCUGCUUGCUACGAACGUAAUAAGUAUUGGUAAAACGCCAGCAACCUUUAUUGCCGAAGGCGUUGCGAAAUUUUUUAUUCCACGCAUUUUCCAGCGCCAAGCGUCAGAUAGAACUUUGACAGAGGUUAAUAAUCUUGUUCCAGACUUCAAGCAGGAAAAUAAUAAACUGUCGCCGGUGGAACUGCUAAUAGCAGAACCUGGAAUGGGGAAGUCUACGAUUUUCUCAUUCAUGGCAAAAGCAAUGAAACACAAAAAUCCAACAUUCUGGGUGUCAAAUCUGUGCCUUCAUGAUCAUUCGGGAGUUUUCUUAAAAUGGUUGAAAACAAAAAAUAAUAACGAUCAGGAAGUCAUGCAACGUUUUUUGUUUGACGCAUUAAGAAGUGUUCCAACCAGUAAAACCAGCCGAGUAGAAAGCAUAUUAGUUGGACCAGCUUUGCUAGAAAAAGAGAUAUUCUAUCAUUUAUACCGAGAAAAAACGAAUUAUUAUAUACCUUGA